AUGAGUGGACAUCUUCAUCUUCUCAACCUCACAGGAGCAGGAGGAGUGACUCUCUUCAUAAUGAACUGUGCCGUGAUCCUCAUAUUAACAUCAAGCUGCUUCACCUGCUCUUCAGCUGUUUACACCCCCGACAAAGCAGCACCCAAGAAGCUGAAGUACCUCCUCGAGCCGCCCGUGUACGCUGAGGUGGUCGGCCGACGGGGAGAAAACGUCACCUUGCCGUGCAUCCUGAGAACCAAACCGAACCAUUACAAAGUGAAAUGGACGAAGCUGGAGCCGGAGCUCGUCGGGCCGGAGAACAUUAUCAUGAUAUCAAACGCGCAUGCCUUCAAGCCGUACGGCCAUCUCGGGCCGCGGGCGUCUCUCCGGAAGGCUCACGCCAUGGACGCCUCCCUGCAGCUCGGCCUGCUCGAGCUGGAAGACGGCGGCAGGUAUCGCUGCGAGCUCGUCAAUGGCAUCGAGGACGAGAGCGUUGUCAUCACUUUGAGGAUCGAAGGUGUGGUGUUCCCAUAUCAGAGUAAAAAUGGCCGCUACAGAUUCACUUUCCAUGAGGCUGAGAAGGCUUGUGCGGAGCAAGAUGGCACACUGGCCUCAUACGAGCAGCUGUACAGAGCCUGGACGGAGGGGCUGGACUGGUGUAAUGCAGGCUGGCUCCACGACGGGACCGUUCAUUACCCCAUUAUUCUUCCUCGGCCUGCCUGUGGAGGAGAGCUGCUCCCCGGCAUCCGCAGUUAUGGACCAAAGGAUAAGAGUCACGAGCGGUUUGACGCUUUCUGCUUCACCUCGCAGACGUCUGGCUCGGUCUCCUACAUAUCGGGCUCCUUCUCCUUCGAGCAGGCGGAGCAGGCGUGUCGACGUCAGGGCUCCGAGCUGGCGUUGGUCGGCCAGCUUUACUCCGCCUGGCGCUUCCAAAAGUACGACCAGUGCGACGGCGGAUGGCUGAAAGACGGCAGCGUGCGCUUUCCCAUCAGCAGCCCCAGGGAGCGCUGCGGAGGCAUCCCCGAGGCGGGGGUGCGCUCAUUUGGAUUCCCCAACAAGACGAUGCAUCUUUACGGCGCCUACUGCUAUAGGUAGCCAGAAAUACAGAACACAUUUACAUCACCGUCUCAACAGAGCUGUGAGCGCGAGCGAGGAAGCCCGAGAGGCCCAAAAUUCACAGCACAUAUGACGUGAUCCA
Chelmon rostratus (copperband butterflyfish) is the source of this 1177-nucleotide messenger RNA. It is a transcript of the gene hapln2, whose product is annotated as hyaluronan and proteoglycan link protein 2. The transcript is spliced from 6 exons. Gene Ontology annotation, molecular function: hyaluronic acid binding. The record is from RefSeq and is a predicted model, not a curated record. NCBI's taxonomy places the organism in Eukaryota, Metazoa, Chordata, Actinopteri, Chaetodontiformes, Chaetodontidae. The coding region runs from base 1 to 1074 and encodes 357 amino acids. Gene Ontology annotation, biological process: cell adhesion.